UAUCGUGAUUAACCACCAGUGCACCACACCAGCCAUGGCAGAGCAAGAACCUGAGAGCAGCCUGGUACACCAAGACAUAAAUGACUUUGUCAAUCAUUGUAAUCUGGAACACGAAGAUGCGCCAGCUAAUAUGCACAACAUUCUCGUACGCAUAAAAGAAAUCUACCAGGAGCAAUUAAAAGGCAUUGAAGAAACGACUGGAUGCACCAAAGAAGAAUGCACAGCGAAAAAGGUGCGUGUGCUCGAGUGCUACAUAUGUGAUUUAGAGGAGCAGAACUUUUCACUGGUUCAAGUCGUAGAUGAGCUGGAGAAAGAAGCCAGUGAGCGAGUCCAAGUUUUCGAAAAGAAACUACAGAAAACUGCUAAUUUGGUCAAGGAAUACGUCAUUUAUACUCAAAACAUUCAGACUGAUAACUGGCACUCAGGAGAAGAUGGUAAAAUCUUUAGGAACCCACUGAAGGCUAUUGACAUUGGUAAAGAGUUGAAUGUUGUUACGCAACACAUGACAUCGCAAGAGAGCAACUGCUGUGAUGAGCGGAUGCAGGACUGUAGCCGUGCGGGGGACAAUGACAUACUUCAGCUCAAGCUUCAGCACUCGCGGGACGAAAUCGCCGACCUGUGCACGGAACUGAAGAUGCGAGACAGACAGGUGUACGACCUACAGCUGACCUUGAACGAGGUCGUCCGAGAUGUCGGCCUCAAAGACAUUACGUUACAAACGUUAAGCAGGCAGCUCAGUGAUUCAGGAAAUCUAAAGGCGGAAAGACACAACGAUGAUAUACAGGAUACCAGACAAGUAAGCAGUCUACUUACACAGCUUCAUCACGGACUAGACGAGCUAGAGAACAGAGAGCCAGCGAAUACAAGUGAAUGCAUACAGUGUUUAUAUUGGCAGAGAAAAGUUGGUGUCAUGACAGACAUGCUUAAGACAACAAACCCUACUGUGAUGGUCCAGCAACUGGAGGAAAGACUGUCUGAGGCUCAAACAGACUGCGACAAUGCCAAGCACAACUCACAAUCAGCACAAUCUAGGACAAGUACAGAAUGAGUUGCGGUCAGCGACCUUGCAGCAGGUCGAGGCGACCUUGCUUGCCGCUAACCGGGCGCGGCAGCGGGAACACCAGUCUCUGCGGCUAGACAGCAAAGUCACAGAGCUGAAGGAUCGACUAAAAUUCAGGGAGAGCGAGGUGGUGAAGCUUGAAGAGCUAGGGGAGGCUCUCUGCAAGCAGCUGAGCGAUAGAACGUUCCAGCUGGACAGCGUGCGCGCGAACGCGCAGGAGCUUCGUAAGGAUCUGGUCGUUGCUCGCACCUCAAUCCACGAGUCUGAAGCCAAGGUCUCGCAGCAGAGAGCCGUUGCUAAGCAACUGAAGAUGGAGCUCGGGCGGACGCGGGACGAGCUCGGCCGCCAUUCGCCGAGCGCCGGGAACAACGCGCGAGAGAACGGCGUCGCGAUCUCGGAACACGGCGAGAACAACGAAGCUGUUUGGAUGGCGACAAUGCAAGAUCAGCAGGGCGAGAUGGAGAGGAAGUGUGCUAUUUGUCGGUCGAUAUUCCACUGGGCGAAAGAUUGUGAACAUCGUUCAGACGCUGAGAAAGUGAAAGUAACAGGAGACAGCACAGCCACAGGAAUAAGCAUGUGA
Messenger RNA from Priapulus caudatus, 1640 nucleotides. Its product is annotated as CAP-Gly domain-containing linker protein 1-like. The record is from RefSeq and is a predicted model, not a curated record. NCBI's taxonomy places the organism in Eukaryota, Metazoa, Priapulida, Priapulimorpha, Priapulimorphida, Priapulidae.